AACCAACCCCGGUUAAACCAGAGAGUUCACCUGCUUAUUGCAUAUUGUUUUAAAUAUUUGUUGGUGUAAGAAACAAAGUAAAGUAAUCAAGUGGUGUAAGGAAAUGGCCUCUCCCGGUCCCGGCACGGCGUCUACCGUCACGUCGUCGUCGGCCGGCUCGGAGGCGACACGGGCGCCGCCUGCGGCGCUGACGGAGGAGAGGAAGCGCAAGCGCAAGGAGUCGAACCGGCUAUCCGCGCAGCGGUCGCGCGCGCGCAAACUGCUGCAGGUGGACGAGCUGGAGGCGGAGGCGGCAGCGCUGCGCGCCCGGAACUGCGCCGUGGCAGCGGCGGCACAGGAGGCCGCGCGCCGGUGCGCGGUCGUCCAGGCCGAGAACGAGCUCCUGCAUGCGCGGGCGCUGGAGCUGGGCGCGCGCCUCGAGUCCCUCGCCGAGCUGAUCCAGUACAUGGACGCGGCCGCCGCCAUGGGUGCUUCCUCCAUCCCGCUCGCCGGCGUCAACGGCAACGCCUUGGCCCCGCAGCCGAUCCUGCAAACGGAGUUGUACUACAACUACUCCUACCACUGCUAGCAGAUCGCAUCAUGUUGGUUUCGUGUAGCUCUGUGUUGUCUAUGCGUCUAGUAUGUGCUUAUGCUUUUCCUCCCAGGUAGAGUAGUGUUAUUGGGUGGGCAGGGGCAAGGAAAUUAAAGAGUGGUUGUACGUGUGUCGACUGACUUUAUAGUGUGACAUCGACGGCAACGACAAUGUGUGUGGUUUAUUGGAUGCCCUCGUGGAACAAGCAACGCUAUGUGAUGUGCAUUAUUUUUCCUAAAGCUGUUAUCACAUCGCCUAUCACUCUCCAAAGGAGAAAAAAGUAAUAACUGACCGUGGGAAAAAGAAAGAUGGACGGCUGCAAGUUGUGAUUGUCGUACGUGGAAAUGCAUUAUGCACGGAGAGCUUCACAAAGACGUUAUGUAUAAUACGGCUUGUUGAGUAUUGUGAUUAUUAGUAAGGUUAGGAUAGCGUAGGAUAUUAUUCUAUCUUGUCUUUUACUCCAAGAUGAUUAUGUACUCUUAUAUAUAUGUCCACGAGGCUCAAGCAAUACAAAAAACUAUUUCAUCAA
Molecule: messenger RNA, 1100 nt
Organism: Triticum aestivum (bread wheat)
Lineage: Eukaryota; Viridiplantae; Streptophyta; Magnoliopsida; Poales; Poaceae
Product: bZIP transcription factor 44
Exons: 1
Coding region: 104-568 (154 amino acids)
Biological process (GO): positive regulation of DNA-templated transcription
Cellular component (GO): nucleus
Molecular function (GO): transcription cis-regulatory region binding; DNA-binding transcription factor activity
Source: RefSeq, a predicted model, not a curated record